Messenger RNA from Sceloporus undulatus (fence lizard), 799 nucleotides. RefSeq names its product glutathione S-transferase-like. Gene Ontology annotation, biological process: glutathione metabolic process; xenobiotic metabolic process. Gene Ontology annotation, molecular function: glutathione transferase activity. Lineage: Eukaryota; Metazoa; Chordata; Lepidosauria; Squamata; Phrynosomatidae. The annotation marks the transcript as partial. The record is from RefSeq and is a predicted model, not a curated record. The transcript has 7 exons.
UCCUCUUUUUGUACAAACUCAGAUUAGCUGAAAGGUUAGCUGUGUGAAGGUCCAGCAAAAAACAUUUAAUUUGCUCAUCUCUGUCGGACUUGAGCUAUAACUCCAAAGGAGCUGGCUCAGAGAAAGUUCCUCUCCUAAAACCAAGUUCACAGUUGAAGGACAUUUGAUAAUAUUAUUCCACCACAAAGCCACCUCACCCAUCUUGACGGAAGAAAAGAUGUCUGGGAAACCAAGACUGCACUACAGCCGAGGGAGAGGAAGAAUGGAAUCCAUCCGCUGGCUCCUUGCUGCAGCUGGAGUUGAGUUUGAAGAUCGGUAUAUAGAUUCAAAGGAAGACUUGGAAAAAUUAAAAAAAGAUGGAUCCCUCCUGUUCCAGCAAGUGCCCAUGGUGGAAAUUGAUGGGAUGAAGAUGGUGCAGACCCGAGCCAUUCUCAGCUACAUUGCAGGAAAAUACAACCUCUAUGGGAAGGACCUGAAGGAGAGAGCUUUAAUUGACAUGUAUGUGGAAGGAACAGGUGAUCUGUUGAUGAUGCUGAUGUACCUUCCAUUCAAGACUGACGACAAAGAACAGCAUAAAGCUCUAACUAUUGAGAGAGCCACAACCAGAUACUUCCCAGUUUACGAGAAAGUUUUAAAAGACCAUGGUCAAGAUUUUCUUGUUGGUAACAAGUUUAGCUGGGCAGAUGUACAUCUGCUUGAAACUAUUCUUGAAUCAGAAGAGGUGAAGCCCGAUAUUCUCUCUAAAUUUCCCCUGCUACAGGCAUUCAAAACAAGAAUAAGCAACAUCCCCACAAUUAAG